Messenger RNA from Gigantopelta aegis, 2482 nucleotides. RefSeq names its product probable tubulin polyglutamylase TTLL1. The record is from RefSeq and is a predicted model, not a curated record. Bases 144 to 1409 code for a protein of 421 amino acids. Lineage: Eukaryota; Metazoa; Mollusca; Gastropoda; Neomphalida; Peltospiridae. Gene Ontology annotation, molecular function: tubulin binding; tubulin-glutamic acid ligase activity. The transcript is spliced from 15 exons. Gene Ontology annotation, biological process: protein polyglutamylation; microtubule cytoskeleton organization. Gene Ontology annotation, cellular component: cilium.
UUUUAGUUUGACCACACAACCCAGUUGAAACACAUAUUUAUGUAUUUGUAACGGAUGUUUAAUAUUUACAUACAUUAAAUGACAGUCAGGGAAUUGCCAAUGAAUAUAAAAUUUUCUAAGAAUUGGUGCCAGUGAGGAGUUUUAUGAUGUCUCGCCUGCGCUUCGCCUGUGACCAGGAUAAAUCGGUUCUGCUGAACAACUUUGAGACUCGUGGAUGGAUUCAAGUUGGGACUGAUGAUGACUGGAACUUUUACUGGGCAAAUGUACAGAACAUAAGGAAUGUUUUCAGUGUUGAUUGUGGCUACAGACUGGGAGAUGAUCAAGUGAUAAAUCAUUUUCCAAAUCAUGUAGAACUGACAAGAAAGGAUUUAAUGGUGAAAAAUAUAAAACGCUAUCGCAAAGAACUGGAGAAGGAUGGAAAUCCAAUGGCGGAAAAAGAUGAAAAUGGAAGAUUUUCUUAUCUGGACUUCAUUCCUCAAACCUUCAUGCUACCAGCAGAUUACAAUCUGUUUGUUGAAGAAUUCCGCAAGAAUCCUAACACAACUUGGAUCAUGAAGCCAUGUGGAAAAGCCCGUGGCAUUGGUAUAUUUUUAGUCAACAAACUUUCUCAGCUAAAGAAGUGGUCAAGAGAUGGUAAAACAACAACAUUUACCCCUCCAACGGCAAAAGACACAUAUGUGAUAUCAAAAUACAUUGAUAAUCCUCUUCUAAUAGGUGGGAAAAAAUUUGAUCUUCGAUUAUAUGUUCUAGUCACUUCAUUCAGACCACUGAAAGCUUACAUGUACAAACUAGGUUUCUGUAGAUUUUGCACAGUCAAGUAUAAUGCCAAUGUGAAUGAGUUGGACAACAUGUUUGUACAUUUGACCAAUGUUUCCAUUCAGAAACAAGGGGAAGACUACAAUCCUAUUCAUGGAGGCAAAUGGACUGUUCAGAAUCUCCGACUCUUUCUUGAAAGUACUCGAGGAAAAGAGGUUUCAGACAAAUUGUUUGAUGAAAUACACUGGCAGACUGUUCACUCUUUGAAGGCUGUCUCGGGUAUUAUUUCUAAUGACCGACACUGUUUUGAAUGUUACGGGUAUGACAUUAUUAUUGAUGAUAAUUUGAAACCCUGGCUGAUUGAGGUUAAUGCCUCACCUUCACUGACUGCCACAACAUCGAGCGACCGGAUCAUGAAGUACAAACUCAUUUCUGAUGUCAUUAACAUAGUCAUUCCUCCUGGUGAAUUGCCAGAUGUGAGAUGGAGCAAAACUCCAGCCAAAGAAGUCUUGGGAAACUUUGAAUUACUAUUUGAUGAGGAGCUGGCUCAAGCUGAUGCUUUUAACCAGGAGGUGAAGAAAUUGGGAGCAGUAGGAACUGGUGUGCGUGGUGGCAGGGAUGCCAAACGAUCCUCACAUGCUUCCUGGAAGUGACACUAUUCAACUCGGGGGUUUCAUCAUUCGAUACACACUGUGGUUUCUUAACGUAACAACACAGGAGAAAUGGAAUUUAUGAUUGUAAAGAGGUUGGAUUUGUACAAGUUCUCAAGUGAAGAGAAAUCACUGAAGAAAUGGAAUUUGUUUAGACUACUAGUAUUGUACAUGUUCUUAACCAUAAACAUAUGAGACAGAGGGCCAGGGGAGCAAAACUUCAAAUUCGGGCAAAAAUUAUAUAUUCGGGCAAAAUAGGCUUACCCGAGAUCUUUUUACCAUGUAUUUUCAUCUUCUACCCGCAAAAUUAGUUAUAACCCAUGUGAAAAUGCGUAGUGAUUCGGUUUGCAAUCCUACAUAGCUGUUUGGAAGUAAUGCUAAUAUGAUAAAUGUUGUUAUGCAGACUUGGACACUUUUGUUUUAUUAGGGAAAAAACCAGCCUGCAAAAUUGGGAGCUCGUACGCCUAGCCUAUGUUCUUAACACAGUUCCUGUUUAAGAAAUCACUGAAAAAUUGGAAUCUGUUCUUUUAGAAACUGUUACAUUUGUAGAGAUAAUUAACAGCUUAGAAAUAAAUCAUUGAAGGAACAGUUAUUUUAGAAACUUUUUAAUUUGUUCUUACAGUUGCCAUGAAAUCAGUAGAAAAAAUUGGAAGUUUUGCCUUGUAGCAACUGUCCAGUUUGAUUUUCUACAAUUGUAGAACACCAUCGGUUAAGACACCAAAUAAUGUUUUAAAAUGUACUAGAAUGCACAUACAUGUAAGCAUGCUUUUCUUUUCAGAACAAUCAUCACAUGUACUCCAGUUUUAAUGCUUGUAAAAUCUUUCUGUUUGGAUGAACUCAAGACUUGGUAUAUGUUUUACUCCCUUGACCCAUACUUUCAUUAUACAGUGAAACCUCUCAAAACAGAAUCUUCUGUAAACCAUAAUUCCCUCAAAGCCAGACAUUUUUCACAAUCAGGAAGGAAGGAAAUGUUUUAUUUAAUGACACACUCAACACAUUUUAUUUACGGUUAUAUGGUUAAGGACCACAUAGAUAUUGAGAGAGGAAACCCACUGUUGCCACUUCAUGGGUUACUC